Molecule: messenger RNA, 1167 nt
Organism: Venustampulla echinocandica
Lineage: Eukaryota; Fungi; Ascomycota; Leotiomycetes; Helotiales; Pleuroascaceae
Exons: 2
Coding region: 1-1167 (388 amino acids)
Source: RefSeq, a predicted model, not a curated record
AUGUAUAAAUGGCACAUGCACUCGGCCAUUGGCCGAGGGAGACCUAUCGCCAGUGACCUCACAAGAGUUGCAGACGGCAUUACCGCGUCCUUAAGGCAGUUUUCUGUCUCCCUGUCCAGGGCCGCUGAGGAUGGAGGAAAUGACGCGCCCAAGCCCACACGAUCCCAACGAUCAGCAGAUGCUCUCAAGGAGGUCUCAUCACUAGCCCCUAGGCCUUCUCGAGGUAUCGAUGCCCGCUCUCUUGCAGCUAAGCCACCUCAAGCCUUCACGAUCCGAAGGAUGGAUAUGUCACCACCUGGGCAAGAAUAUAAUCGCCCUGUUGUACGGGUUGUCCAGUCUUCUCGUGGGGCGUAUCGUGGACAGUCUUGGACACCGCUUGGUGCGCAAGGGGGGGCGGCCGCUCGUGGUGGUAUGCGAGAGGGAGGAGGUGCAGGACGUGGUGUAAAUCGCGGUAUAGGACGUGGUGUAGGACGUGGUGCAGGACGUGGUGCAGGACGUGGUGUAGGACGUGGUCAGAGUGGACGAGGAGGCAGAGGGAAAAGGGGUGGGAAUCGCCAAAAAGGACAACAAUUCCAGGACGACGAAGCCGAAGAGCCGUACAACGAGGAGGAGAAAGCCUAUCUCUUCAACGCGGAAUGCGGGUGGCCUGCACCAUAUAAUCCUACGACCAACGCAGAGAGUCUGGCACGAGUAGGUCCGCCCGUCAUCUCGAGCUCUGCGGGAUUGAAGGAGACCUUGGACUACAAAUUACAGGUGGCUACGCGGAAUAUAGCAGGGAAUUACCGUCACGCGGGAGAGCACCUUGGGAGAAUCAACCGUGGUGAUGGUGUAGCAUUCUUUGAGAGUGUGGAGCAGAAGGAUAUUGCACAGUCUUUCAAGAAGCAGCAAGAGAAGGAAAUCGAUGGAGAGAUGGCUCAAGACUUUGGAAGUGCCAAAAUUGGCGGGCUUUCUCAAGCAGAUCGUGCUGCGAUGUUGAAGGCGUGGAUUGGUGGCCAGUAUAAAGCACCAGUGUCUGCGGAUAAGGGGGAUGUACUUGGUCAGGUUGACUCAUUCUUAAGGCGGAACGAGACAUAUCUACCGGAUGACCUCAGGAAGUUGGAGAAGAAACUCAGCACGCUGCUGCCGAGCAUGAAACCAAAAGCGAGCAACCCAAAGGCAACUGUAUGA